UUAAAUUCCAUCAAUUACUAUUCAAUAUCUUCGAAAUAAAAAAAAAUGAUGUAAGAGAUUAAAUAUUAUAAUUCAUUAGAAGAAUUUUUAAACUCUUCACUUUAAUCUCAUUAGGAUCUCCAUAUUAAUCUGGCGUAUAUUUCGAGUUAAAUUGGUGAAAAUAGUGCAUCAGGCUUAGGUCCUACUUUAGCAAAUAGCUCUAAGCUCUCAUAUUUGGCACCUUAUCUUAGGUCCAAUUAAAUUGGUGAUGAGGGUGUAUCAGCCUUAGGAUCUGCUUUAGCAAAUUGCACUAAUCUGUUAAAUUUGACACUUAAUCUUAAUUUCAAUUAAAUUGGUGCAAAUUGUGCAUCAGUCUUAGGUUCUGCUUUAGUAAAUUGCACUAAUCUCUCAAAUUUGAGACUAGAUCUUUUUAAAAAUGAAAUUGGUAAUGAAGGUGUAUCAGCCUUAGGUUCUGCUUUAAAAAAUUGCACUAAUCUCUCAAACUUGAUACUUAAUCUUAAUUGCAAUUAAAUUGAUGCAAUUGGUGCAUCAAACUUAGGUUUUGCUUUAGCAAAUUGCACUAGUCUCUCAGAUUUGACACUUAACCUUAAUAACAAUAAAAUAGAUGUAGAAUAGAAUAGAAAUACUCGCACAUAUAAAUGCACUCAGAAUACAUCUUAAAAAUAAUAUUAUAUUUUAAUUUUCUUUAUUUUUAAUAUAUUUAAUAGAAGUUCUAUUUGAACUACCUAAACUACCUGUUUUAGGUAGUUUGUUUUUAUUUUAUUUUUAUU
Tetrahymena thermophila SB210 is the source of this 770-nucleotide messenger RNA. RefSeq lists its product as hypothetical. The record is from RefSeq and is a predicted model, not a curated record. Gene Ontology annotation, biological process: nucleocytoplasmic transport; activation of GTPase activity. Gene Ontology annotation, cellular component: cytosol; perinuclear region of cytoplasm; nucleus. NCBI's taxonomy places the organism in Eukaryota, Ciliophora, Oligohymenophorea, Hymenostomatida, Tetrahymenidae. The transcript has 8 exons. Gene Ontology annotation, molecular function: GTPase activator activity; small GTPase binding.